Pyricularia grisea is the source of this 1182-nucleotide messenger RNA. RefSeq lists its product as uncharacterized. The transcript has a single exon. The record is from RefSeq and is a predicted model, not a curated record. NCBI's taxonomy places the organism in Eukaryota, Fungi, Ascomycota, Sordariomycetes, Magnaporthales, Pyriculariaceae. Bases 1 to 1182 code for a protein of 393 amino acids.
AUGUCAGCAGAACAGGAAGGAAAUACCGGGAGGGCCGGGUAUCAACCUUCAAGGAGACUAGCUCAUGUUUCUGAAGGAGAUGUCACCAACAAAGAGGGCUAUUUCCAACGGGAUCUACUCGGCUUCGUCCCAGGGGUUCCCCAACAACUAAUCUACCGCGACGCGUUGGGCCGCAAUCGCCUCGUAUCCAUUCAAGAGGCCGUGAAAUCGGCGCGAGACGAAAACAACCUCACUGAGGCUCUCUACCUCUCACGAUUUCUCUCACCGUCCGCGUUGGUAGCGGAAGAGGUACUCCGUCGUCGCCGUGACCGAGCCAUCGAGGAAGCCCUGAACGCCGAGCCGCGACGAGAUGCCAGGCGGCGGGAGGCAGAGUGGGGUUUCGCGCUUGACCCGGGCAAGCAUGGAAUUGGCGACGUGGACGCAACAAAAGUGCAAUCUCCUACAUCACGUAACGCGGGAGUCCCUGCGUGGUGGAGAACAGUACAUGCCGCGUCGUUGGGAGAAACUGCCCGGCCUGAACGUGUAGCAGGUAUCUGGCCGAGCUGGCCCAAGAACUCGCCGGCAGACAGCGUUGGGGAUCAGUCACAUGGCACUAAGAAUAUCUGGAAUGACACCAUACUGCAUCAAGGUCGAGAGAGCCAAAAGACUUCGACUGCCCAGCCGGAGAUGGCAGCGCGGGAUGGCCCAAGCACAAAUGCUAUUAAUUCAGCCCUUGGGCACCACGAAACGAUACCAGUGUUGCCGAGUGAGCCAUCAUCGGCAGUGCAACCGCAGCUGCACGGACGGCCGUCGCAAGCCAGCCUCAGGACGAGGGGGAGCUUCAGCAGCUACGCAUCGACAAUCAGUCUAACCCACGUGGAUGCGCACUCGAAUAUGCUAGACUGCGACGCCAUGGGCGGCUUUUUCGUUAUUCAGCAACAGUUUCGGGAGCAGCAGCAGCAGCAGCCGCAGGAUUACAAUGGUGAUGAGAGCGACGACGAUCAAGAACCGUUUGGUACGAGAGCGGGCAUCUUUCGACCGCUGGGGCGCGAUCAUCACCCAAACAUGACGAGAAGGCACUCGCGCGAGUGCAAGGAAAAGUGCAGAAAUAACAUGGUAGAAAAAGCGGCGGCGGUGUUGGAUGAUGAGCAGGACGAUUACGUGAUUGUGGAAAAGCCAAGGGAACCGUUGGAAGGGGCGUAA